Molecule: messenger RNA, 1444 nt
Organism: Melopsittacus undulatus (budgerigar)
Lineage: Eukaryota; Metazoa; Chordata; Aves; Psittaciformes; Psittaculidae
Gene: PEX11B
Product: peroxisomal biogenesis factor 11 beta
Exons: 4
Coding region: 50-790 (246 amino acids)
Biological process (GO): peroxisome fission
Cellular component (GO): peroxisomal membrane
Source: RefSeq, a predicted model, not a curated record
CCCGCCUUCCCCCGCGCCGCCGGAGGUGGCUCCGGUUCCCGGCCCGGCCAUGGAGCCCUGGGUCCGCUUCAGCGCUCAGAGCCAGGCCAGGGAGCGGCUGCUGAGGGCCGCGCAAUACGCGUGUGCAUUGGCCGCGGACGCGCUGCGGAGGAACGGGGCGAGCACCGCGGCCCUGGAGAGCGUCCGGCGGCUGGAGGAGCACCUGAGCCUGGGCCGCAAGCUGCUGCGGCUGGGCAGCGCGGCCGAGGCGGUGGAGGCGGCCAAGAGGGCCAUGCACCUCUCGGACACGGUGCUGCGGUUCUGCGUUACCCUCGGCCACCUCAACAGGGCCUUGUACCUGGCCUGCGAUAACGUGUUGUGGGCCGGCAGGAGCGGGCUCGUCCCCGGUGUGCAGCAGGACAAGUGGAGCCUCCGGUCCUUCAGGUACUUCCUCUUUGCCUUGGUGCUGAACCUGAGCCGUGAUGUCUACGAGCUCCGCAUCCUGCUGGAGAGGGAGGCCGGGGGGAGGCGAGGCAAGGGCGGCUACAGCGCCCUCCAGGCCCCGGCUGGGCCCCGGCUCCAGCAGCUGGGGCUGAGGCUGCGGCUCCAGCUCCGGCUGCUGCUCCGGGUGCUCCGCAAGAACCCCCCCCUGCUGCUGGACCUGGUGCGGAACCUCUGCGACCUCUUCAUCCCCCUGGACAAGCUGGGGCUCUACCGGAGCAGCCCUGGCUUCGUGGGGCUCUGCGGCCUCACCUCCUCCGUGCUCUCCAUCCUCACCAUCUUGCACCCCUGGCUCAAGCUGAAGCCGUGACUGGGCUCAUUCCUUGGCUGGACCGAUGGGAUGCGGUGGGAAUUCGGUGCCAGUGAGCAAUGGGAGAACUCAAUGGACCUAAACGUGGUUCUUUUCCCCAUCGGCUUCCUUUUAGGGGAUGGAUUUUCCCUUUUUCCUCUUCAGAAGGAAUCUCCCAAACUGGAUCCAGCCAAAAGAGCUGGGAAAGGCUCCCUGGGUGUCUCUCCCAGGCUUGAGGGGGUUAAACCAUGGGGUGGGAUGAGGUGGGAUGCAUCCAACACCCCUUUGGAUGAGCUGGGCUCGAUUUGGGAUGCCUUGGAGCUCUAUGGAUUCACCCUGUUGCACUUUGCUUCCCACAUGUUCUCCUAGGGGCUUUUCCCUGGGAUCAGUCCAGGUGAGGGCAGCUCCAUGCCAUGAUUCCCAUUGUUCCCAUCAGCUUGUUCUGCUGCCUCACUGGGUUUAUCCAUUUCCCUCGGGAUUUAUGGCCCUGUCCAGGGCAGGCAGCAGCAUUCCGGCUCUGAGGAAUGGGGCUGGGAAUUCCCACCGGUGGAGAGGGGAAAGUGUCAUGAAUGGGAUGAGGAGCUUUGGACUUUGACCCUGGAAUGGGGUUCGGGAAGCUCCCAUGCCCCGAGGUACCCCCAGAGUGCUGUUAAUAAAUAGCCUGUACAUGCGUUA